GCUAGGGGAAAGUCUCCUAGACGCAAAUUCGGCGGCCAGAACACCGCAUUCUCGGUUUAUGUUGUAUGUGUAAGUAUCUGCCAACAGCUGCCCCGAAAGCGCGAAGGAUUUCUGGGAAUAAUUCAAAUUACAUCAUGGUUUCUGUCAAUUACUUGUCAAGUCAUCGGAAAGGACUCAAGAGCCUUAUCGAACAGAGGCGCAAAAGGACAAGACAAUUGGUGCAUGCAAAAUCCGGGCGGCAUCAAAAUUCGAUUUUCAGGACAUUGAGAAUAUAGACUAGCGGAAAGUGCUGCACGAGACGCGUCCUGAGAAGCGCGGAUUAUCCACUUCCAAUAAACGAAUUCGUACCUACGGCCGAGAGUUGCGUCGCCCCAGCGCCAUUCCAACAGCUACCCAAGUAGGCAGACAAUUCCAAUGAGCCAACAAUAUCCAACUAGGAACCACAAAAGAGCGCAAGAGGGCAAGAGUAUAUCGAGACCACCCCACCGCCGCGGACCUCGGAGAGUCGCCGCCCGCGGCGAUAGUUUUGAAGGGAAGAGGCGGCCAAGCGUUGCUGUAGGAGGCCGGGAACGGAGGGAUACCCACAGAGGACACGGGUAACCCUCAGCAAGCCACUUAUAGUGGAGCCUUCCGCCAACAGGCUGACGAGCCUCUCUUUAAGCUCUGCAACUCUCUUCACGUGGCGGUGUAGAGGAAGCAAAGGGCUGAGAAGAAUCCCCAGCCUGUUGGCUG
This is a messenger RNA of Lasiosphaeria miniovina, 732 nucleotides long. RefSeq lists its product as uncharacterized. Bases 66 to 275 code for a protein of 69 amino acids. The transcript has a single exon. Lineage: Eukaryota; Fungi; Ascomycota; Sordariomycetes; Sordariales; Lasiosphaeriaceae. The record is from RefSeq and is a predicted model, not a curated record.